GCUGGGCAGCCAUCGGGUCCUUUCUUGUCCCAAUCCAGAUCCAUCCUUGGCCCCGGCAGCUUUGGCCACGGCCGGGAAAGUCGCAGCAGCCCAGCCGGGAAUCCUCUGGAGCACUGCAAGUCGGAAGAAGCCCAUGCAAGGCGCUAGCGGGGCCCCCGUCGGAUUCAGGGCCCGGGCCGGUGCUCGAUCCCUGCCCGGUUGGUGGUGGGGCUUCCAAAUGCCUCGCAGCCCUGCCAGCUUAUAGACCGUAGGAGCGGAGAUCGGAGGGCAGGAAAUCCUUCCCUUUCGCCCACCCACCCCGCAACCCCGGGCAUUUUGCAAAAAAACCCCCAAAAAACCAAAAUCCUCCCCGGAGUUUUUUUUCUUUUUCAAUCCGACGCUGCGUUUCCUCUGGCUCUCCCCUCCCUUCACCCCACCCCGCCACAAAAGCUUUAUUUUUUAAUUAUUAUUAUUAUUCUUCAUUUUUGUGUGUGUGGGCAAAAGAGGCGCGGGUGGCGGGCAUGAGCCUGGCCGAGCCUGCAACUUUGCAGCCCAACAACUCCCGGGAAAGUCCCCUCUGGAAAAAGCCGGCGCGAAUCUCGGGGUGCUUCGGAUUUGGGGGGGCCCGCGCACAACGCGCCCGCUUAGAGAAGGCGGCGGAGGAGGGCAGAGGAAAGAACCAGUGACUCCCCCACAUCCCUCCCCGAUGGCUGACUGGUCCAAAGAAAACAAGAAACCCGCGUGGAUGAAGAGACCCCGGACUGUGUGAACGAAUCUUCCCACGCUGCGCUUGCAAACCUUCGCUUUGGACUCCCCCCCUUCUCUCUCUCUUUUUUUGUUCCUUCCGCUCCCCUCUUUCCAAAGGACCCUAGGGGCCCGAUCCUGGGUGGGUUUCCCCCCCACCCCACCGAUGGCAGUUUUAAAUGGCUAGGAGGACUUUCUCCAUUGUACCUUCUUCCCAGGUCGGUCCCGACACGCGUGGCGGGAGUUGUAAGGGCUUCCUGGUGCCGCCUGGCCUCGCGGAGGAAGGCCAUGCUGAGGAUCCCCAAAGCUGGGCCUUCCGCCCCCGGCCGAGGGGCGCCUUCCCUCGUCCCCCCCCAGUCACAAAAGAAAAGCGUGGUCGUCGGCGGCCCCGCGGAGCUGGUGGCGGCGGCCGAUCUCGCCGGCCCUCCGGUGCGGGCUCUCCCCGCAGCCUAUUUCGCUCAGGUGUACCCCCAAACGGCGGUGGUCGCUCCGUUGCCUCGAGGCGGUUGCCUUUAUGCCACCCCCCAUGGACCUGAGAUCAAAGCCAUGCGAUCCGCCUCCACGGGAAAACUGCCGGCCAAGAGAAAACUGGAUCUGGAAGGAACCGCCCAGCAGCGCAUCCCAGAAUUCCGAACACCAAAAGGCAAAGGAACGGCGCUCGCACACAUCCCUAGUCCCAAAACCCCCAAGUCUCCUGGGGAGAAGACUCGCUACGACACAUCCCUUGGCUUGCUGACCAAGAAGUUUAUCCACUUGCUCAGUGAAUCGGAAGACGGGGUCCUGGAUUUGAACCGCGCUGCUGAGGUGCUGGAGGUGCAAAAACGACGUAUCUACGAUAUCACCAACGUCCUGGAAGGGAUUCAGCUCAUCCGCAAGAAAUCCAAGAACAAUAUCCAGUGGAUGGGAACGGGACUCUUUGAAGAUUCUUCGGUGGCCACGAAACAACAUGUCUUGCGGCAAGAACUGGCUGAACUUUCAAAGAACGAGAAAGUUUUGGACAAGCUGAUCCAGGAAUCUUCUCUGCAGUUAAAGCAUCUGACAGAAGAUGAGACCAACCAAAGGUUAGCCUAUGUCACCUAUCAGGAUAUCCGAGCCAUCAGCAAUUUUAACGAGCAGACGGUGAUUGUGGUGAGAGCCCCCCCUGAAACGCGCCUUGAAGUGCCUGAGGUUUGUGAGGAGAAUGUCCAGCUCCACCUAAGGAGUACCAAUGGCCCCAUUGAGGUCUACCUGUGCCCGGAAGAAAUUCUGGAAGAAAGUCCUGCCAAGGAGAGUUGUUUUCCUCUUCCAGCACCCCAGGAGGUUACUAAACCCACAACGGUGAAAGUGGAAUUGGUGAAGACGGAGGUGCCGGACUGCCUGAUGGAGGGGGAGGAUGGUCUCCUGGAACCCCCUCAGCACCUCCUGCAGCAGACAGAGGACCAGCUCCCUUCUACAGCCUACGGCGACCCAGGCCCCUUUGUCAGUUUUUCCCCUCCCCUCGACCAAGAGGAUUAUCUAUGGGGACUGGAGGAGGGCGAGGGUGUAAGUGACUUGUUUGAUGCCUAUGACUUGGCGGAUUUGCUGAAAAAUUGAACCCAGAGCUUCCCGGGGCCCUUCCUACGGUGCUACCAAUAACCUGCCCUGCGCACACACAGGAGACGCAGAUUCCGAAGCUUUCGGCUCGCUCUUAGCGUCUUUUUUUUUUUUUUUUUUUUUUUUUUAGCAUUUUGUCCAAAGGACACAACUCGCAAGCUUGCCUCUUCCACUUCGUUGUCCCUCCAUUUAAAAAAUCCUGGCCCAUUCAAGGCUUUCCCAAAGGAUUUUGAAUGGGUCCCAGUGCAGUAAAGCACCCCAUAUGCUGCUAUGGGGAAGCCUCCCCUUUUUCCCUCCUUUCUAGCGUUUUAUCUUUCUUUCUUUCUUUCUUUUUUUAAGAAGGGCCGAGGGUCAGAUUUUGGACUCGUUUUUCACUCUUUCUUCCAGAAAGAGAAAUUGCACGCACAAUUGCCAACGCCUCGGAGGAACCAGGAAGUCUUAAUUCAGUUGUAUAUUUUCUCAGCGGAACCCCACACGUCUCAACGGGCGGAAGGCCUCCCUCUAGGGCACCGCUCAUCCCCUGAGAAGGACUUGCAAAUCUUUCCUUCGUAAGGGUGCCAACGUGACUUAGCGUGCCAGAGAAGCCCCAAAUUUGUUAUUUUCCUUCUGGACCCCUGAUCCCCAACCCAGGCAUCCCAGAUGUACCGUAUUUUUUGGACUAUAAUGCACUUUUUUGUCUCCCAAAAGGGUAUGAAAAUGUCUGUGCGUCUUAUAAACCAAAUAUUACCAAAGCCCCGCCCACCUGCCGGCCAUUUUUGUGGGGGGGGCCUCUGCACACCCCAUUUUGGGCCUUUUUUCAGCCUUUUUUGGGCCCAUUUUUGAGGCUUUUGACCCAUUUUUUCAGGAAAAAACAAGCUGGAAAAAGCCUCAAAAAUUGUCUGGAAAAAGCCUAGAAAACGGGCCAGAAAAAGCCCAGAAAAUUGGGCAGAAAAAAGCCUUGAAAACGGGCAGAAAAAAAAAGCUGGAAAAGGGCCAAAAAAGGGGCACCCAUGGCCAAAACCCUUUUUUUGUUGUUUUCCUCUUCUAAAUUUAGGUGCAUCUUGUACUCCAAAAAAUACGGUAGUUAGGUAGUUGUCCAAAAGUAAAUCUCCUGGAACAGGAAAUGAUUUGCAGGAUUCCUGGCCAGAAGCAGGAAGUCGAAAGUAGCUGUCUUCUUGAUAUGAGCUUCCCAAUAAAUAUUAUGAUCCAUCUUUCUGGAUGGGGGGGGGGGUAGGCCAGCUUCUCCUGAUGCCAAGGUUGUUCUCCUUCUAAGUGAGCCUGGGUCAACCAAACCUGUCUCCGAGGCUACUCGGCGCAAGGUGAACUUGGGUAGCUUCUUCCAUAGUUUAGUACCCUAGCUGAAUUUUGGAAAAUCUCAGCAUGCCCUGGUUUGAAGCUAACUUCACAUGCCUUGCAAAUGCUUUUAAAUCCAUCUCGGAGGCCAUACAGCAUCCUCCACAUGUUUGAGGUUUUCUCGUCAGCCCAGCUGGUGAGGGAGAGCGGGAGUUUUCCAAGAAGAAAGAAAAAAAAAAGAUUAAGCACAUUGCUUGGUUGCACCUCAAGCGAUGGAUAAAACCAAGAGGGCGUUUGAUUUCUUUUUCUGCUAAAAGCUGAGGUCUAAGAAGGCAGCCACGUUCUUUCCCAAUAUGUAGCUUAAAAGGGACAUUUUUAAAUCCAUGCAAAUACACUUUUCCCCUUCCCCAGAAAAGUUUGGUCUUUUGAGUUGGCUGUGUUCAUUUCCUAAUUGGACCAUUUGUGAUUGCCCAACUUUCAUUCUUGGUUGCGUCCAAGUGUUCAACUCAAAGUCAGGCCAACUGAUCCACUUCUCCAAGAUCUGGAUCUCGGUGGGUCCGAGGUUUUUCAGCGGUCCCUUGACCGUAGCCUUAAUUCUGAAGUGUGUGUUUUUCGGUCAAAAAAAUAAUGGUGACCCAUCAGCUAUUUUAUGUAUUCUAAUAAGUAGAAUAAUGUAGCCUCUGACUCACAAUAUAGGAAGCAGAUCUGAUGUUACAGGGGAACAUUAUACUCAGUGGUGGGAUUCAGAUAAUUUUAACAAACGGUUCUCUGCCCUAAGGACUGGGUGGGUAGGUGUGGCCAUGGUGGGUGGGGCCAGGGGUGGGUGACAGGCAGCACUCGGAAGCAAAAAUGGCCAGCGGGGGUGGGUGGGUGUGCAGUGCCACCCUGGGAGCAAAAAUGGGCCACCGGGGCAGGGCACUGCGCACCCACCCAUACCCAUUGCAUCAUUUUAGUUCUAGUAGGCCUCCCUGCAGCCUCCUGGGACUGAAAACAGGCUGCGGGGGGGGGGCUCCACCCCCCCUGUGCCCCAUUUUGGGCCUAGUAGGCCUCCUGCGAGCGAAAAUGGGGCUUGUGGGGUCUCGGGAGGGGUGGGGCCAACCAGCAAUUUUAACAACUGGUUCAUCCGAACCGGCUGAAUCCCACCACUGAUUAUACUAGCGGUGGAGUUGCACAUUAUUCGCCUGCAAUCUGAACGUUUGCAGACUCUUAUAAAUCCUUUGCUUCUGAGGCUAACACUGGCAUCUCAGCAGUACCUGUUUAUUUUUGCCAGAACAUAGCUUCCUAGUAUCGGUGACAUCGGAUUUGACCGCAACAGAUCACUUUCUAUCAGAUAACCAGAUUUGGUUGUCUACCAGAAUACAUUGAUUAUUCAAGAGCUCAGGCGAUCUGAGUUCCCCUCCUGUAAGGUCACAUACCUGCAGCUCUAAACAAAAUUGCAGUGGGUUUCCUUUUGGGUUUGCUGCUGCUGGGUGGAAGGAGCUUCCUAUUUCAAAAUUAGUUCAUUUCUAUGAAAGGUGAAAUGGCUCCUGACCUGUACUUUAUUUUUCUUUCAAAAAAAAGGAAGAGAUUUUAAAGAUUACGCAUCUCUUCCUUAAGUAGAAUGGUGGCAGGGAGGGGGAGAAAAAUCAACAGGCAGGGAAAUCUUUUCCAGUAAUUGUCUCAUAAUUGUCAUUUCUAGCUGCCUUAGAGUGACACAAGUCCAUCUGUAGUAAAUGCAUCUUUUCUCAGGGAACUAGAAUGUCACUUGGGUUGUUUUCUGAUCCAAAAUUGCUGAGCUUUGGAGAGGACCGUGCUGCCCAGGAGCAUCCGCUCUCAUCAACAGGUAGAGUAGGGGUGUCCAACCGUGACAACUUGAAGAUCUGUGGACUUCAACUCCCAGAAUUCCCCAGCCAGCCAUGCUGGCCUGAGGUAUUCUGGGAGUUGCCACGGUUGGACAUCCUUGGCGUAGAGGGAGACCAGAUGCUAAAUAGACAACAAGAUGACCUGGGAUCCAGGGAUCCUCCUGUGGUUUAAAGUCUGGAGCUUUACUAAUCCUUAAGCCACCAAUCUGGCACGGUUUGGACCCACCCUUGAUUUUUUUUUUUAAAUUUUCUUCACAACUUCUGUGACUGAAUUCCUUGGAACAAAUUCAGCCUAGCUUCAAAGGGGCCUUAACCACAUCAUCGCAUAGAGCUGGCUUACUGCCACGUUGGGACCCUGUAUCUGGGCUGUAUCUGUUCAGGAAGUCAGAAGAUCUUAACCUAACGCAAAGGAUAUUUAGAUUCCAGGAUGAAACAUCAGCCUAGCCUUUUUUUUUUUGACAUGCUUGUUUCUUCUGCAUGCGAAGGGUUAUAGUUGGGCUGCUCAAAAUAUUAAUUCCUUUGCUUGCGGUAGGUGAAAGAUCUUGUCUCAGUCGGAAUUAGCAGUGAAUAACCGGAGGCCUGAAUGUGUGUUUGUGCAGGCACAUGGUGGGUGAACGUGGGGAUGCAAGAGAAAGAAAUUCAAAAGAUUGCAUCAUCUGGAAAGUGAAUAUCAGGUUCUGAAUAGUGUUUUGGGGCACCUGUCUUAUGGGGAGGGGGGAGGAAUCCUCAGCCUAUACGCUUUUCCCUUAGCUGAGCUCUUAAAAUCUGAAUUGCACCCUGUGUUCCAAAUUAGCUUUGCACUUUGCUCGUGCAAAGCGUAGUGAUUUUAUUUUUAUCUUGGUUGCAAGGAAAUGGGUCCACGUUCACGACGUCAGUGACGGUAGUUCACAGAAAGCUUCUCACUGCCUUAUUUUUUAGAGCCCCUGGUGUCGGUUUGCUGGCUACACUCACCCUCAGUUUUCUUGCUCAAGCAGGAAACGAGGGAGCAGAAGGCGCCAAAUCUGGGCGCAUCGUGGCGCAGCUUUGCCCCAGGUGGCUAUAGCAACACUGGCCAGGCUGAAGAUCGCAUUAGAAUUGCACACAUUAUACCUCUUGACACAGAUGCCUUGCACUACCCAAGAGUGAGCCUUAGCACACUUCUUUGUCCAGAUGCUAUUUUCUUCCUCGGUGCACAACUCUGCCGCCCGGUCUACGGCAGCUCGCCAUGGCCGACUUGCUGUGGGACAAGAGUUACAGUAAUAUCGAAGAAAUAGUGGCACAGAAUCAUUAAAGAAAGGAUCAUUAAAGAAGGGACAAAAUGAAAUGCAAAUGGCAAAAAUUAAAAUAUUUAUUAAAUUAAAUUGAAUUUUUUAAGAGUUGUCCUGUGGCGAGUUGGCUAUGUUGUGUUAGGUGUGGUGAGUUGGCCGUGGUGAGUUGUCCCAUUCCGUGCCACCCCUGCUUAAAAAGAGAAGCGGUUGUUUGGAUAGGGGAGCAGUUCAGGGGUGAAAUGCUACUGGUUCACUCCGGUUCGGGUAAAUUGGCAGUGAUAAAAACUACUGGUUCAGGUGAACCGGUAGUAAAGAAGAAGAAGCUACUGGUUCGGUUAAACCGGUAAUUGAAAUGGAUACCGGUUCCUCUGAAUUGGUAUUUCCAACGAUUGGCUGUGCCGCGCAGUUUAGCUUUGCUAUAAAGCAGGAAACUUAGCAAACCUAAAUUGCGCGGCACAGCUGAUCCCCACCCCCACUGUUCUACUUAUCUUCCCAGCCCUCAUUUUGGUGUGCACAGCACACAUUUGGGGCACAUGCAGCAUGCACGGCCAGAGAACCGGUAACAGACCGGUUCGGAUGUCACCACUGGAGCAGUUCCAUUGCUAGGUGCUGGUCCCUGCUACAGUUAUUGACUUAUUGGCUUUGUCUAGCUCAUCUUCGUUAAAUUCUGGGCGCACAUAUAGUGUUAGAAGUGUGUGUGUUGGGGGGGAGGGGGUGGUGGUGCCAAUGUUCCCUUCUUUGAGCAAAGGGCUAUGUGUUUUUUUACUAUUUGAUAAGCUUUUGGAAGACAGCCGUCUUAAUGGAUUUCUUCAUCAGUGAAAUUAUUUGUACGUAGAGCAAUGAAUUUGAAGAACCGUUCACAAUACCGGAAGUUUGCAGAAUGCUGUUUUUUGAGCUAGGCUUAUAGAGUAAUUAGUUCAUCAUGUCGCUGUUUGUUUAGCAGAGGGUUUUUUGGGUGUUUUCUCACACCAGGUUUUAAUAGGGGUUGAGCAUAUGCUUAAUGAAUUGCGGCUCAGCUCCAGUCUUAAUUCUACGCACGGGAGGGAUUUCUUGUGCAAGCCACCUUUUAAAAUUCUUACCAAUACCUUUGGCCCAGCGAACACUUGCUGGGUUUCGUCUUAAAAAUUGUAAAAGUUGUAUAUAAUUGUUGCACUGUAUUUAUAACAGGAACCAUCUUUUGACGCUCGUUGGGCCACGUGUGGGUUUUAUUUGCGUUGUUUGAAAACCAGAGUAUUUAAAAAAAAAAAAGUGUUCUAAGGCUUUUUGUGAUGUUUGGCUUGGCCUUGUGGAUGGAGAUGUGUGUGACUUAAAACAAAAAAAUAACCUUGAGGCACUUGAUGAUGUGUUUUAUUAUUUUUCUUUUGUGAGCAGCAAUGACAAGAAGAAGAAGAAGGAAAUAAAAUGUUUGA
This is a messenger RNA of Ahaetulla prasina, 8064 nucleotides long. It is a transcript of the gene E2F2, whose product is annotated as E2F transcription factor 2. The transcript is spliced from 7 exons. The coding region runs from base 1012 to 2295 and encodes 427 amino acids. The record is from RefSeq and is a predicted model, not a curated record. Gene Ontology annotation, molecular function: DNA-binding transcription factor activity, RNA polymerase II-specific; RNA polymerase II cis-regulatory region sequence-specific DNA binding; protein dimerization activity. NCBI's taxonomy places the organism in Eukaryota, Metazoa, Chordata, Lepidosauria, Squamata, Colubridae. Gene Ontology annotation, cellular component: RNA polymerase II transcription regulator complex. Gene Ontology annotation, biological process: regulation of transcription by RNA polymerase II.